CAACAUCCUGCCAGCAAACCGCGGUUUUUUCCUGCUGUAGUUACUGUAGCUGGCCGACUUGACCUGACCAGGUAUAAUCCACAAAGUCAUAGUUGCUUUCGUCGACAAGGUCUCGACCGAUUGCUUCAUCUGUCUCCGUCCUCUCUAGGGCUCAUCCGCUUGCGCGACAGAAGCCACAGCGCGCUGUCCAAACCGGGCAUUAGAAGAAGUGAAUAAUGCGGUGAGAGAGCAUUGUGGGAGGACUCUGUGGACGACAAGCAGUCCACUUAGAGAUAGAGAGGCGAACAAAAUCGCACGGAGACGCUCAAGCACGACUCCAGCAAAGGAAUCUCGACUUGUUUACCCUGUACCGGGCACAGAGGAGCACCGUUGCGCAGUCUUUACGCACAACCAGAGAGCGGACCUGGGGGGCGUCUGUCGCCACCAUGUCAGCGGCAACAGCUUCAAUAGCAGAUGUCUCCAGGACUGAAUUUAAAAACAGAGAUGACAGCCGUGACCGGAAUAAAGCAGGUCCGUCACAGACUCAGUGCACACCCAGGCCUCUUCCAGCCCUGGGCACCCAGAGGAUUAUCCAGGGCAACGGUACCAAUGUGGGCACAGUCAUUUCCCUGCAGUGCCCAGCCAAACACAAACUGGUCGGUAGUGAGCUGAUUUGCGUCAUGGGCACCAACAGCACCCACUGGGUGGGGGAGACCUACUGUAAACCUCUGGCUCCCUAUGAGGACUAUGGUUUCCGUGUGGCUGUGCUGGCAUCCAUUGUAAGCUCAGCUAUUAUCUUACUCAUGUCCAUGGCCUUCAUCACCUGCUGUUUGCUCGACUGCAUCAAAGAGGACAAAAGAAAAAAGGAGGAAAGGGAGUCAGACGUGUGGCAGUGGGAGGAGCAGGCCCAACAUCAGGAGGACAACAGGUCUCGAUACAGCCAUAAGGGCAGGAACAACAACAACAACAACACCCAAGAUAAGGGGCUUUCACCGUGGGACACCGGUAACCCAGCCAUGUGCGACAACAUGCGAGCCUGCAGAUGUCAUCAGCAGUACGCCUAUGGUCCUGCCCACACAUAUGGCCCCACUCCUCCGCUUUCUUCUCUCCCCGGCUAUGACUAUGAGCAACCUCUCUUACCCCGAAACCCAGAAUCUGCACAAAUCUCCGGUCCGCCACCACAGUACUUCGGACCUCCUCAGUCUUCCUGUCAAAGUACGAGCCCAGGCCUGGUCCACAUCUCAGGGCCAGGUUUAGUGUGGCAGUAUGGAGGACAGCAGAGCAGUUUGUCGGGAGUGAACCCAUCAACCACAGAUGAGUCCACCACAAAGAAUAUAAACCCUGCCAAAGAAUUUUCCAUACGGAUUAUAUCAGUGUGAGGACACAUUGCACAGGAGGUGAAUACCAUCAGUACUAACCAAAUAUGUACAACAGCGUCGCCUGUAUCGAUGAGGACUAGGGGAAGAAAUUACUGAACAUUCCUGGUCUUGUUGAAACGUUCGUGUCUGCAGUUCUACAGAGUAUGAAGGCUAUAUGGGCAUACUGAUCUGACAGACUUAUGUGCCUUUUGUAAACUAUAAUGGCACACUGCCCUCUGUCUGAAAAGGGGAGCCAUUGCACUUUCAGGACACCAGCCUUGUUGGACGACACUCCCUGUAAUUAGAAGUUCAAGAUACUUUCAUGUCCUUAAUUGAGCUUUUCAGAAACCAACUAAAUCGUUAUGUUGUGGUUAAAGUUAAUAGUUAAGGUGUUUAAAAGGAUAUAGUUCACAACACAUUGUAGGCAGCUGAGGAAGUUGUCUGAGAAACUCAUCUCAGGGCAGUUUGUUGGACGGGGUAGAGCAGCUGGAAAGCAGCCAGUAUGUAAAUAUCUUUUUUUUUU
Molecule: messenger RNA, 1860 nt
Organism: Morone saxatilis (striped sea-bass)
Lineage: Eukaryota; Metazoa; Chordata; Actinopteri; Moronidae
Gene: susd3
Product: sushi domain-containing protein 3
Exons: 5
Coding region: 426-1358 (310 amino acids)
Cellular component (GO): plasma membrane
Source: RefSeq, a predicted model, not a curated record